Molecule: messenger RNA, 646 nt
Organism: Prorocentrum cordatum
Lineage: Eukaryota; Dinophyceae; Prorocentrales; Prorocentraceae
Source: the annotation of a GenBank genome assembly
GUGCGGGGCGACCCAGGGCGCCAGAGACUUCAUGGAGCACGUUCGUUCAGUGGACAUGAUGAGCCACGACCCAGUCACCAGAGAGCUCGCCGAUGGACUCGGUGCUCACAUUGAUGAUCGGGCUGCUGGCGGCGAGGCCCACCCCGCGCUGAGGGAGGCGCUCGCUCGCUUCAACGCCUGCGCCCCCGACGAGAGCGCAGGGGAGGGCUACCGCAGGAUCUCGAACGCGGAGGCGUGCCGCCACGAAUUAUUGCAGGUUUUGGUGACGGAAGGGCAACAUUACUCAGCGAGUGUGGAGCAAGAUGCCGUUGGCGAGGACGGCAGCGUGGAGCGCGGGACUACAGACUUGCACUUCCAAUUGGUACAGACAGCUGGCAGUCGGCAUAGACCUCAUUUGAUGCCUGCUAUUGCAACCCCAGUUGACAUCUCGACUUCGGCAUCGCUGGCGUGGGAGGUGAAAUUUGAAAGUAGAGUGGCAGGACCAGCGGAAAAUGCAGAUCAGCUAGCCGCGUGCAAGGUGUUCGCCGAUGGGGACCUGCAGUGGGUGAGGCCUUCCACCAUCGCCUCGUUUGGUGUCAUGAAGCGGGGGUUGUAUCGUUAUGACAAGGUGGAGGCCAGCGACGCACAGGGAGUCUUGACAUUGACG